GUGAUAACACAGAGCAAGAUCAGCCAUGUUUAGCGGCACAGAUAUCAGACGGUAAAGAAUUUGUUAAAUUAUAAUUAACACGAACAAUUAUGGAUCCUCGAUCUAGUGCCCAGGAUGUGCACCGCUGUGACCUUUGUGAGACCGCCAUAGCACACAGCUUCUGUGACUUUUGUCAUGUCAACCUCUGCAAGCCCUGUGUAGUUGAUCAUAUCUCAGAUGGAUAUCAUAAACACACAAUUGUACCUUUCAACGAACGAAGAUCAACACUCAUUUAUCCGAAAUGUGGAAGACAUCCACACAAACAUUGUGAAUUACUUUGUAAAGAUUGCAGAUCUUUUGUUUGCUCUUCUUGCAUGGCAUCUGAACAACACACUGGGCAUAGGUUUGUAGAAGUUAAACAUGAAUUUGAGACAAAGAAAGAAAUCAUCAAAAAGGAUAAAGUAGAACUAGGAGUCUCUAUUUCUCCUAAAUAUGAAGAAAUUGCAUUUGAACUGGAAAAUCAGCUUGCCAACCUGGAUGAAGGAUACGAGAAACUUACAACAGAAAUAACAAAACAAGGAGAGGAAUGGCACACAGAAAUCGAUAUCGUUAUCAACAAGAUGAAAACUGAAAUCAAUGAAAUAAAAUUGGAACACGAGAGCAUUUUGAAGAAACACUUGAAUGAAAUAAAACAGAUGCAAUCUCUUAUAAAGGAAACUUUAAUAGUUUUAGGGGAACUCGAGAAGUCUACUGAAAUAUCCACAGCCAUAGAAUACAUAUCUAAGAUAAAAACCUUCAGCAAGCUUCCACCCAGGGUAAAUGUAAUGCUUCCAACAUUCAUUCCUAAACCAAUUGACCAAGAGCAUUUAUUUAAUUUCUUUGGGCAGAUCAUACCAUUAUGUAAUACCAUACAAGAAAAUGUAUUGUCAAUAAACCAACUAAAGACUUCAGUCAGAGAGUUACUGGAUAAACUUGAACUUGUUGCCUCAAUACAGACUGGGUUAAAUGCUAUAUACAGUGUAUCCUAUUUAAAUGAAGAGAUAUUCUUGACCAGUGGAUUUAGUGGUGAUAUCAAAUGCUUUGAUAUAAAAGGGAAUCUCCUCCGUACGAUCAAAACAAACUUGAGCCUAAAUGAUAUAACUGUUGACGUUGAUGGGGAUCUACUGUACUGUGACUCGAGAACAAAGACAGUGUAUAAAGUAAAGAAUGAACAAACAGAAAAGUUGAUCAAAUUACAGGGAUGGAAGCCUUGUAAGCUGUGUGUCACCUCUACUGAUGAUCUCCUGGUUACCAUGUACAGUGAUGAUCAAACUCAAUCCAAAGUUGUCCGUUACUCUGGAUCUACCGAAAAACAAACUAUUCAAUUUGAUGAUGAAGGUAAACCUUUGUACUCUGGAAAUAGUUAUAUGAAAUACAUCACAGAGAACAGAAACCAUGACAUCUGUGUUGCUGAUUAUAAGGCUGGUGCAGCAGUGGUGGUUAAUGAGGCCGGAAAAAUCAGAUGGCGAUACAGCGGUUAUCCCUCAACUACCAAAAACAAACCCUUCAAACCCCAGGGAAUCACAACAGACAGUCAGAGUCGUAUCCUUACAGCAGACUUUUACAGCUGUUGUAUCCACAUUCUGGAUCAGGAUGGAGAAUUUCUCCGUUACAUAGAUAACUGUGAUUUAAAAGAUCCUUUAGGUCUAUGUGUGGACAUUAAUGAUAACCUUUUUGUUUGUGAUUACGCGAACGGCAAUGUCAGAAAAAUCAAGUAUUCCAAAGACAUUUAACACUUGCGUUAAAAUUGUCUAAAUGUGACAUUCCCCAUUGAGUUUUGACAUGAUCUUCAAACAUGUACGUGUACAUUUAGUUCAGUUGCAGUUCAAAAUAUUAUCUACUUUGGGUUUUAUUGAUAUUGAUAAUGUGACUGCCCGUGUUUAUAUCAUCAAUGAGAGUAAAAUAAUGAAUCAUUAUUCCUAAGGUGAAAUAAAUUGUGCAAAUACAUAUCUACUUACAUUUAUUAUAAAUAAAAAUAUAUAAAAG
Messenger RNA from Magallana angulata, 2004 nucleotides. RefSeq lists its product as uncharacterized. Gene Ontology annotation, molecular function: protein binding; ubiquitin-protein transferase activity; zinc ion binding. Gene Ontology annotation, biological process: positive regulation of DNA-templated transcription. The record is from RefSeq and is a predicted model, not a curated record. The coding region runs from base 90 to 1751 and encodes 553 amino acids. The transcript has 2 exons. Gene Ontology annotation, cellular component: nucleoplasm; chromatin. Lineage: Eukaryota; Metazoa; Mollusca; Bivalvia; Ostreida; Ostreidae.